Messenger RNA from Ahaetulla prasina, 9402 nucleotides. RefSeq names its product catenin delta 2 (gene CTNND2). Gene Ontology annotation, molecular function: cadherin binding. The coding region runs from base 471 to 4403 and encodes 1310 amino acids. Gene Ontology annotation, biological process: cell-cell adhesion; dendritic spine morphogenesis; cell-cell junction assembly. Gene Ontology annotation, cellular component: adherens junction; cytoplasm; nucleus. The record is from RefSeq and is a predicted model, not a curated record. The transcript has 24 exons. Lineage: Eukaryota; Metazoa; Chordata; Lepidosauria; Squamata; Colubridae.
GCUCCUGCCGGCGAAGGGAGGAGAGGCGAGGAAAGAGAAGGGAGCGCGGCGGCUGCUGUCACAGUACCGUCUCUUAGCGGGGCAAGGCUGCCAAGCUGAGGUGGCCGCACCGGAGAGCGCCGCUGCCGACCCCGUCGUGAGGAUAAGGGCGCGGGAUAGAGAUUCAGCCAGACGUCAGACCUCGGCUAGAGACAAGAGCCAGCCUCUCGGAGCACGCCAGUGUGUGCGUGUGUGUGUGUCCUGUGCGCGCGUGUGUGCGUGUGAAAGAGCUCGCCUUGCUCGGAGCGUUUGGCGAAGCACGCGAGUUUUCGCAGUCGUCGGAGAGGGAGGCGGCGGCGAAAAGGACGCGGCGGCGACGGCAAGAUGCUGCAAUUGGGCAAGGUCAGGACCUUGCAUUGAAGCAGCAACGGGGGGCGCGCAGCCACCUCCCCUCCAGCCCACCUUGAGGAUUUGCCUUUUGUUGUUGGUAUAUGCUCGGGAAGCAGCAAGCAAGGGCGACGGCGUUGGGAGCUAUGCCUGUUCCUGACCAGCCAUCGUCAUCGGACAAGACAAGUUCCCUUAGCCCCGUGUUGAAUACAUCCAAUGGAGAUGGAUCUGAAACAGAAACCACGUCUGCCAUUCUGGCAUCAGUCAAAGAACAAGAGUUGCAGUUUGAAAGGCUUACACGAGAACUUGAAGCUGAACGUCAGAUUGUGGCCAGCCAACUGGAGAGAUGUAAACUUGGAUCUGAUACUGGAAGCAUGAACAGCAUUAGUUCAGCUGAAGAACAAUUUCACUGGCAAACACAAGAUGGUCAAAAGGAUAUAGAAGAUGAGCUUACAACUGGUCUUGAACUUGUGGACUCUUGUAUUAGAUCUCUACAAGAAUCAGGAAUACUUGAUCCGCAGGACUAUUCAACUAGUGAAAGGCCCAGCCUUCUAUCCCAGAGUGCACUUCAGCUCAAUUCCAAAUCGGAAGGAUCUUUCCAAUAUCCAUCAAGCUACCAUAGCAACCAAACCCUAGCCCUUGGAGAAGGAACAGCAUCCCAGCUCCCAGCCCGCAGCAGUCAAGCUAGAGCUUCUCUACAGAACUAUGGUCAGGGCACCACUGGCCGGACUGCCCACCUCGCCACUUCGGAGCCGCCGCCACUCCCGUCGCAGUCGCUGCCCAGGGAGACCUUCGCGCCCAGCCAUGGGAGCGCUUUCCACUUGCCGGACUCCUGCUCCUCCUCCUCGCAGCAGCCACACUCGCCGGCCCUCUACUACUCCAGCUCCACGCUGCCGGCGCAGAGAGUGAGCUCGCCCUUGUCCAUGCAGCAGGUGGGCUCGCCUACCAAGCUCCAGCGGGCGGGCUCCGCCUCCGAGAGCGGCGGCGGCUACGGCACCACGCAGCGGGUUUCCUCUCCCAAGCAGUCGCCCAGCCGCCUCGCCAAGUCCUACAGCACCAGCUCGCCCAUCAACAUCGUCGUCUCCUCGGCGGGGCUCUCGCCUUCCCCGAUCCGGGUCACCUCCCCUCCCACCAUCCAGUCCAACAUCUCCUCUCCCAUUCAUCAGCUGAGCUCCACCAUCGGCACCUACGCGACCCUCUCGCCCACCAAGAGGUUGGUCCACCCUUCCGAGCAGUACAGCAAACAUUCCCAGGAACUAUACGCCACGGCCACUUUGCAGAGACCCGGAAGCCUAGCAGCUGGAUCCCGGGCUUCAUACACAAGUCAACAUAGCCACCUGGGCUCAGAACUAAGGGCACUACAAUCUCCAGAGCAUCACAUAGAUCCUAUUUAUGAGGACAGAGUGUAUCAGAAGCCGCCUAUGAGGAGUCUCAGCCAGAGUCAGGGAGACCCUCUUCAACCAGCACUUACAGGCACAUAUCGCACUAGCACAGCCCCAUCUUCCCCUGGUGUCGACUCCGUACCCUUACAGCGCACAGGCAGUCAACUCGCCACACAGAAUGCAUCAGCGACCUUCCAGAGGGCCAGCUAUGCUGCCGGCCCUGCCUCCAAUUAUGCAGAUCCCUACCGACAGCUGCAGUAUUGUCCUUCUGUUGAAUCACCAUACAGCAAAUCUGGACCAGCCAUCCCACCUGAGGGAACCUUGGCUAGGUCACCUUCUAUUGAUAGCAUUCAGAAAGAUCCCAGAGAGUUUGGAUGGCGAGAUCCGGAACUUCCAGAAGUUAUUCAGAUGUUACAGCAUCAGUUCCCCUCUGUACAAUCUAAUGCUGCUGCUUAUUUACAGCAUUUAUGCUUUGGCGACAAUAAGAUAAAAGCUGAGAUAAGAAGACAAGGAGGGAUACAAUUACUGGUGGAUCUAUUGGACCAUCGAAUGACAGAAGUCCACCGUAGUGCCUGUGGGGCUCUGAGGAACUUGGUAUAUGGGAAAGCUAAUGAUGACAACAAAAUUGCUUUGAAAAACUGUGGGGGUAUUCCAGCACUAGUACGAUUACUCCGAAAGACUACAGAUUUGGAAAUCAGAGAACUAGUCACAGGGGUUCUCUGGAAUUUAUCUUCUUGUGAUGCACUGAAAAUGCCAAUUAUCCAGGAUGCUCUAGCAGUGUUGACCAAUGCAGUGAUCAUUCCUCAUUCUGGAUGGGAAAAUUCCCCCCUUCAGGAUGACCACAAAAUUCAACUUCAUUCAUCACAGGUGCUGCGCAAUGCCACUGGGUGCCUAAGGAAUGUCAGCUCUGCUGGAGAAGAAGCUCGGAGAAGAAUGAGAGAAUGUGAUGGACUUACUGAUGCAUUGCUUUAUGUGAUUCAGUCUGCUCUAGGAAGCAGUGAAAUUGAUAGCAAGACCGUUGAAAACUGUGUGUGCAUUUUAAGGAACCUCUCAUAUAGACUCGCUGCAGAAACAUCUCAGGGACAGCAAAUGGGGACUGAUGAACUUGAUGGUUUACUUUGUGGUGAUGCCAAUGGGAAAGAUGCUGAAAGCUCUGGAUGCUGGGGGAAGAAAAAGAAGAAAAAGAAAUCUCAAGAUCAGUGGGAUGGAGUUGGUCCCCUCCCUGACUGUGCAGAACCACCAAAAGGAAUCCAGAUGCUAUGGCACCCAUCCAUAGUCAAACCCUACCUCACACUUCUCUCUGAGUGCUCAAAUCCAGAUACACUAGAAGGGGCAGCUGGUGCACUACAGAAUUUGGCUGCAGGUAGCUGGAAGUGGUCCGUAUAUAUUCGUGCUGCAGUACGGAAAGAAAAAGGCCUGCCUAUACUAGUAGAACUUCUUCGAAUAGACAAUGAUCGGGUGGUAUGUGCGGUUGCAACAGCUUUACGGAAUAUGGCCUUAGAUGUCCGAAAUAAAGAACUAAUAGGCAAGUAUGCCAUGCGGGACCUGGUUCACCGGCUUCCAGGAGGUAACAACAGUAACAGUUCAGCAAGCAAAACCAUGUCUGAUGAUACCGUAACUGCCAUUUGCUGCACCUUGCAUGAAGUCAUCACAAAAAAUAUGGAAAAUGCCAAGGCCUUACGAGAUGCAGGAGGAAUUGAGAAACUUGUUGGCAUUUCCAAAAGUAAAGGAGACAAGCACUCACCAAAAGUAGUGAAGGCAGCAUCUCAGGUCUUAAAUAGCAUGUGGCAAUACAGAGAUCUGAGAAGUCUAUACAAAAAGCGGGUGGCCCCAGACUUCAGAGUGGCUGAGGACAGAGGAUUUUCACCUACCCAUCAUUCUGAGUCAUGGCACGCUCAGCAUUCCCUCUCCCAGAACCAAGAAACCAGAAUCUAUUCCCAGACCCAGGAUGGAUGGUCACAGUAUCAUUUUGUAGCUUCAUCAUCAACGAUAGAGAGGGAUAGGCAAAGACCCUAUUCUUCCUCACGCACGCCUUCCAUCUCUCCGGUGCGCAUGUCUCCCAACAAUCGUUCAGAUGGACUUAUCCAGCAUUCUGACCCAUUGCCUAGAGGAAAAACUAAGACCUUACAGAAGGCCAGUAGACCAACAGGGCCUGAAGCAGUGCUUUACAUUCAACCAAGCAAUUCAGCAAGUGCCCCAGCCUCCCCUCGGGAAAUGAUCAGUUUAAAAGAAAGAAAAACAGAUUAUGAGUCAACUGGAACAAAUGCUACCUACCAUGGGAAUAAAGGAGAGCAUACUUCUAGAAAAGACACCAUGACAGGUCAGAACUCUGGAAUCUCUACUUUGUAUAGAAAUUCUUACGGUGCACCUGCUGAAGAUAUCAAACACAACCAAGUUUCAACACAGCCGGUCCCACAGGAGCCCACAAGAAAGGAAUACGAACCAUAUCAGCCAUUUCAAAAUUCAUCAAGAAACUAUGAUGAGUCCUUCUUUGAAGACCAAGUGCAUCAUCGCCCACCUGCCAGCGAGUACAAUAUGCACCUGGGACUCAAGUCCACUGGCAACUACGUUGAUUUCUAUUCUGCUGCUCGGCCCUAUAGUGAACUCAAUUAUGAAACAAGCCACUAUCCAGCCUCUCCAGAUUCCUGGGUUUGAGAUUUGGGCAAGAAAAAAAGAAGAGGUCCAGGAACUGUGCAUGUGCAUGCAUAUCACAAGACAUUCUUUUCCUGCAAAUUUAGUUUGUUAAAGCCUGUUCCGUAGGAAGGCCCUAAUACUCAGUCUGGAACAAUUAAGGUAUCUUUAGAUGGCUAAAAGAAUGGGAAACUAAGCGUGGGAGUGUUAUUAGAAAGAGUGGGAUGUGUAUCUAUUUCUGUAUCUAUAGAAUCCUAUCUCUUAAAUAUAGAUAUAGAAAUAUACCGGGGGGAGGGCAGCUUUGCAGUUGACCUUGUAAUGUAGAGUUUAAAACAAAUAGUACUGUACACUGAAUGUGGCUGAAGGAAGUUAGGGAAGUUACAACCACUGAAGUGAGUCCAGAGUUAAGCACAAGAAAAUGAACAGUUUACAAACCUUAUGGGGGACAGCUUCUCACCCUUUGUUUCCUCUCUUCAUCCAUUGUGAAUUUAGGCUUCAAGUUGCAUUUGGGAUUUCCUCUGUACAGCAAGAUGUUUCUUGCCUUUUGUUAAUGCAUUGUUGUAAAGUAUUUGAUGUACAUUACAGAUUUAAAAACCAGAGAGAAAGAGAAAGCAAAGUGCAUUGUGUAUAUUACAUCAAUGCCACAGUGUUUCUUCAUCUAUGGUUCUAAAUAUUGCUUCAAUUACACAACUUUGAAAUAUGUAUGAAUUUCCAGGGGUAGGGGAGGGUUUUUUCUUUUUUCUUUUUCUUUUCCUUUUUUUCUUUUCCCCAGUAUGUUUUAACAGGAGAAAACAAAAACUGAUAUUUAGCAGUAUUGUUCGUUCUGAUAUGUGAAUUUGUUUGUGGCAACUAAAAAAAAAAGGCAUUCAGCAGUUUCUGACAAUUAACAUUCAUCAUUCCACACUCCUUGUCAACAAAGUGCUUUUUCACUGCCUAAAAUUUUAGAUGUAGAUAUUUGAAAUAGAUUUUUUUCAUUUAUACCAGUUUUCUUUAUGAUGAUACAGUGUUAAAAGAAAAUAAAUUACAAUUGAUCUGUCAUCCAUAUUUGCUAAGAAUGUCUAUUUCCAAGAUCCUUAAUCAAAAUAUACAUUCUUGCUCAUGUAUGUACGUGUGUGUCUGUCCUCAAAACAUGUGCAUACUAUUUUGUGUGUAUGUUUGUGCAGCAUAAAAUUGUGUUCCAUCAUGGUGUUGCCAGACAUAAUAGAAUUAUGUUUUGUGUAUAAGAAUAUGGUGGCCUUCAGAUGAAAUUAAUUUUGCACGCUCAUACACAAAAAGAAACAAGUGUAUAGGCUUGUGUAGCAAUACAUUUGGGUGUUGUUUUUGUUGUGUCUCUGCUUUGGGUGGAAGACAUUAUUGUAGACCUUUCUAAUAUUUCAAGCCAAAAUGUUGAAUGGGAGAGGAUGUUUUACACUAGUAGAGUUGUUUCCCCAAUCUGAUAGGGAAGAGAUCUAUGUUCUGCUGACACUUCUAGUAAAGAAAGCAAAGGAUGGGAUAGGAAAGGAAAAGGAGACGGAAGGCAGGAAAAACUAUGUAACUUUCAUUAUUACAGCAGCCCCCUAAGUGAAAAAUGACAUCUGGGGCAUUGCUUGAGAUGCUCUGCUGGCUCUAAAGUAAACCAGUCCAGCAGAAGAAUAAACAAAUUUCAUAGAAAGCUCAAAACAUAGUGGUGAGUUCUAAUUUAUAUCCUAAUCGAUCCAUUUCCAAAUAGUAUAGAAAAUACCAAACACUGUCAGUAUUCAACACAUAUCUAAACAAAUUUAACAAAUGGGAGAAGCCUGGUCUACAUGCAAGAAAAAUUGGUAAGUAUAAGCAAUCCUCUGUAGUACUUCAGAGAGUAUUGUAGUCAUUCUCUUCCAUCCUGUGGUGGUGCAACACAUCACCUUCAUGUGUGAAGGCCAUCUGACACCGGCAAUAACUUAGAUGCAGCAUUGCCCAUGAGAAAGAACAAUAAUCUCUGGUUAGCCAAAUAAUUUGAGGCAGACCAGAAAAUGGUAGGAUAAUCAGAUGUUCAGCUGUCCAAUUGUUGUUAAGUUAGAGUAGAAUUCAAUUAACACAUACUGCAAAAUUAAUCUGAAUUAUUUUAAUAUCUGGUAAUUGAUGAUCAAGUGAUAAGACCUGCAGGACAGAACUCUUUUGAGGAUGUCAUUUAUCUAAGGUUCAGGCUAAAUUUUGUUUUAAGAAACAAAGACAUUUUUAAAUCUAUGGUCAUAGUUUCAGCUUUGGUAAUUUUUUACCUUCAAGUGACUAAAUAUUUCUGAGUUGUUAACUCAGAGCAGAUACAACAGAAACAAAGGCAUAUCCAUAAACAGGAUUUACUGGUCUUUAAAAAAAAGUAACAAAUUACUGAAUUAAAAUUUGAAUUUUAGCGUAUGAUACAUCCCUACGUUUGGUAGUAUUUUGUUUAACAGUCAUGCAGAUAUUUGUUUUAAAUGAAGGGGCGGUUGGAGCCCAGACACUGUAUUUGUUGCUUGCUUAAAAUCUUGCAAGAACUGGGCAGCAAAUAUUACACUCGCAGCAAGUGUAAAUCCCUUGCUAUCUCCCUAAAUCCACAGCACCCUCCAUUUCUGCUAGGCAACUUCUCAUUCUGAAGUCUUCCAGAACUUCAGAAAUUAUUGCAAAUGUAGCGCAAGCAACUGUGUUAGUUGAACCCUUGACUGCUGAUCCUUUUCCAGUCUGUUGUGUCUGUCCCAUUACUAAUAUACUGUAUAAUCAAAAGUCACCAAUGUGACGGGAUUGGUUUUGGAAACUUGACUGAUUUUUUUCUUCCUGUGAGAAUAUUGUCCUACAAACAAUUUGAGAGAUGAAAUUUUUUUCUGAAUACUUGUUUGGAGUAAUGAAGACUGUGCCCUCAACUUGCAAAGGGUCAGAACUAGACCAAAAUAGUUCAUCCAUCACCUCUCAUGAACAAGUGCAGGUCAUUGUAGAAACCACCUGUCGUAUCCUGGGAUUUUGUCCAAUUGUUGAUGCUCAAAAAUCUUUGCAGUGAAAUUUCUGAACAGUUGAGAAGGUAAUAUUUUAUUUAUGUAUUGCUCUGUCUUCUCCAGUCUUAUUGCUAUAACAACAGGUGUGAGGUAGAUUGGGAUAAGAGAGAAAAUGACUGGUCAUAGGUCAUCCUAGUGAGUUGCCAUCAUUAAGAAUGGAUAAGAUGUUAAAAGCAGAUCCAAGAUCAAUCCUCCCAGUCUUAAUCCCACAAUUUAGCUACUCCACUACAUUGUGUCUCUAUUUGAAGGAUAGAAUAGAAUAGAAUAGAAUAGAAUAGAAUAGAAUAGAAUAGAAUAGAAUAGAAUAGAAUAGAAUAGAAUAGAAUAGAAUAGAAUUUUAUUGGCCAAGUGUGAUUGGACACACAAGGAAUUUGUCUUGGUGCAUAUGCUCUCAGUGUACAUAAAAGAAAAGAUACGUUCAUCAAGGUACAACAUUUACAACACAAUUGAUGGUCAAUAUAUCAAUAUAAAUCAUAAGGAUUGCCAGCAACAAGUUAUAGUCAUACAGGAUAUAAUAAUUGAAGAAGUCUUGAUAAGGCUUUUCCCUAUAACUAAAGGCUUGGUGUAGGGACAGAGAUUCAAAGAUAGGAAUCAUCAUCUUCAAACUUAGUGAAAAAACCAAAAAAUAUUAAGAUCUAAAUACAAAGUGAACUAGCCUCAAGUGCAGACUGGAAAAAAACAUCUGAUAAGGUAUAUAACAAACUAUAUACAGUGGAUCAUUAAAUAAAUUGUUAACAAAAAGUAAGGCUAAAUCAUGAAUAACACUAAACCAGGUCUCUUAAGCAUGGUUUGUUGAAUUGUUUUUGAUGCUGCAGGGCUCACCAUGUGUUUGUGUGAGGUUGUGGGGGGAUUUCCUAUGUAUGGAUCAUUUUUGUUGGAUUUUAUGUGUGAGAGAUUCUUUCAUAGUUUGGGAGUCUUGUGCAUUUUUAUUAGUUUGUUUCAUUUUUGUGAGGUAUUUUGGUAUAGGGUGUAUGUUUGGGAGAUUUUUGUGGUGUGAUUUUGUCUGUGUUGUAUGUGUGAGCAUUUAUGGAUAUGUAUUUGAAAGGGUUUUAGGAGUCAGAUAGGUGUUCUUACCUUGCCCUUUUAUUCAUUGGACAGAUAAAGUAGAAGCAGCAAUUUACAAAUAAGCCAGAAUUCUGGGCUCAGAUAUCACAAUGAGCCUUGAUUAAAAUGAACCAUGCUUAGUUGCCAUAUAAGCCAUGGGUUGUUGCUGGGGUGAGUUCAAAUGUUCAAAUAAUUUAAAAAUAAGCAAAACAAAUUCUAGCUAAGCUUAUUGUUAUGGGCAAAUCCUAAUUCCCAAUACAUGUAUGAGUGGGAUUACUCAAAAGGAAAUUGUAAAUGUAUAUUAUAAAAGGUAAGUUUUUCAAAACGCAUAAAUUAGAUUAGCACUUGAACCACUUAACAUUUGAGAUAGAUUUGUAUUUUCUGAUUUUUCUGUCUAAACAUUUUUAAAACUUUAUUGCAUUUGAUUUCCCUUGCCACCUUAUUUUUGUCCUGCAGUAGCAAACGUAUGACUUUCAGCAGGGAAUUUUAGGAUUCCAAUGAAUUGCCAAAUUCUAGGUGGGCAAAGCCAAUCGUUCCCUCCUACCCAUCACCUAGCCAAUUUUGGUUUUGCUUUGUGUUUUUUUCAAAAGGAAGAAAUGUUACUAAACACCUUCAUUUUCUUCAGUCAAGUAGUAGCUCCUAAAAAAGAGGGAUUUAAAAAUGUAUAAAAUGUAUUUGCUGUACUGUAAAAAUGUUCGGUUUUUAAAGCAAACCAUAUUAGACUCUUGAUCACUUGUGUAGAUCUCAAUAUAAAAAUUCAUUGUUUUACUAAGAUGCUAUUUAUGAUCGAAAAGAAAUGGCUUCACUAUUAUAAUACUAUCAAAACUGCACUAUCAGAAGCAAUAUUAAGUUUAAAAAGUGGACAUUUCAAGAAUAAAAUAUUACUUAAACCAUAUUAACAUUGAAACUAUGUUUUAGUGAUGUACAAAUUCCCAAAAGUUAAAUAAAUAUUGCCAGGUAAAAUGGCAAAAGGAUUAAAAAUAAUACAAUAAGUAUCA